UUGCUAUGUGAGCCUGGCCAAGUCUCUUUGUCUCUGCUCCUCCCUCCCCGUGUCUCUGGGUCAGGGGCUGCGCUGUGCCUUGGCUCCCGUGGGCAGAGGCUGUUCUGGGGGCUGGGUCCCUCCGCCGGUCCUGCCAACGCCUCCCGUCUCCUCCCUCCCCACAGAGACUUCCAGGAGAUCUGCCCCUUCUGCCCCACGCCCAGGCAGCUCUCGGAGCCAGAUGUGGCCGUGCUGGAGGUUCCCUCCCUUCCUGAGCCUGGACGCGCCCCGUGCCCCGAGACCACCCCGGCCCCUCUGCGGCUCCAGGACCUGGCGGCCGUGCGCUACGAGGACGGGCAGCACCAGGGCCUCCCUGUGGUCCUGGGCACCGGCGGCUUUGGCAGAGUUGAGCUGGUGCGCGGGCGGGGGCUGCUCUUCGCCCUCAAGCGGAUCCGCAAGGAGCACGUGGUGCGGAGGCGGCAGCAGGAGCACGUGCGCACCGAGAAGCGGGUGCUGGAGCGGAGCCGCUGCCCCUUCAUCGUGGGGCUCUUUGGCACCUUCAGGGACAGCCAGUACGUCUACAUGCUGCUGGAGUUCUGCCAGGGGGGCGAGCUGUGGACGAAGCUGCGUGAGGUGCGCUGCUUCGAGGAGGAGGUGGCCGUGUUCUGCUCAGCGUGCGUGGUUGAGGCACUCGACUACCUGCACGGCAACGGGAUCAUCUACCGGGACCUCAAGCCCGAGAACCUGAUGCUGGACAAGUGGGGCUACAUCAAACUGGUGGAUUUUGGCUUUGCCAAGGAGCUGGCGCGGGGGGAGAAGACCUACUCGUUCUGUGGCACGCCCGAGUACCUGGCACCUGAGAUCCUGCGGCACGAGGGCCAUGACUUCGCCGUCGACUUCUGGAUGAUGGGCAUCCUCAUCUUUGAGAUGCUGGUGGGCCGGCCCCCAUUCCACAGCGCCGAGCCCCAGAAGAUCUACAGCAAGAUCCUGGAUGGGGUGUUCUCAUUCCCGGCCUACGUGAGCGAGGCCGCCUGCUCCCUGGUCUCCAAGCUGUGCCGGCUCCGGCCGGGACAGCGCUUGGGCAACACCAGCACCGGCAUCCGCGGCAUCAGGAAACACAGGUGGUUUGGCUCGGUGAAGUGGAAGCGUCUGGCCCUGCGGCAGGUCGAUGCUCCUACCCUGGCGCUGAUGAAGCAGGGCCCGCCCUACGCCAACUUCAAGCGCUUCUCGGUGGACUGGACGCCGGCCGAGGAGGAGUUCUCGGGCUGGGACGAGGAUUUCUGAGCGGCCGUGGGGCCCAGGCCAGCAGCACCCCAAGGACUGGGGGUGGGGGGCUGGUCUGCUGAUGGCCGCUGCCCUGGUGCUGAGCUGGGCACAUGCCCCCUGCCCGCGGGAGGACGGAGCCCUGCGCUGGCCCCUCCUGGGCACAGGGCCCCAGCCUGGCAGACCCGCUGGUGAGGAGCAGAGGCCCUGGGCCUGUUCCUGCAAGUGGCUGCAUGAGGGUGCAGGGAGCAUCCUCGUCCCCUGGGCUGCCAGGCCGGGCGCGCUGGCCACCCUGGGGCGUGGCCAGCAGGGGCCGGCUGUGGGAGCUGCCCUGGGCCUGGCCCCACUGGGCUGUGGGCAAUAAAGCCGCUGCAAGCCCCUGUAUGA
Molecule: messenger RNA, 1629 nt
Organism: Chrysemys picta bellii (western painted turtle)
Lineage: Eukaryota; Metazoa; Chordata; Testudines; Emydidae
Source: RefSeq, a predicted model, not a curated record